UCAUCAUGAUGGACAUGGAAAUGAACGCCGCUUUAGGAGAUGAUGAAAGCGAGAGUAGUCAAUCAUCUUCCGAGGGUAGUUCAGCGAGUAGUACGUUUUGUAACUUGGAAAAUGACUAUGCGAGGAUCAUAAAAGAAAUGAAGACGAAUAACGCUUUAGCAGCAUUCGAGACGGAUUACAAAAGACUUUUCGAGUCCUUGUAUAAAUCUCAUAAGAACGAAAAAGAACUCACGUUGAAGUGUAAUUCGUUGACGAACGAGAUAGUCGAGAACACACAGAAAAUAAACGAGCUAACGAAAACCAUUGAGAUUAAUUCUUCCGAGAUCGUAAAUCUUAAGCAAGAGAUCGACAAGGCUUUGAAACUAGCGGAUGCUGCUCAUACGCGUGAACAAAACGCGCAAGAAGUUAUUGACAAUCUAAGAUUGAACAUAACGAAAUUAGCUCGUGAAAUCGAAGUGAAGAACAAACAACUUGCUGGCGAGGACGAAUCCGGAGUAAGCCAACAAAAGGAAGGCCUAUUGAGAGAAAGAGAAAAAUUAAUGGGCGAGAUGACGACGUUGAAGGAGCGAUUAAAAAAUAUGUCCCAAUAUGUCGACGAACUCGAGAUGAAGAAUAUUACCGCCGAUCAGAAGAUCAGCGAAAUGCAAGAGACAUUGGAUAUAUGUACAAGCGAAGUUUCAAGAGAAAAAAGAGGAAAAGAGAGAGCGGAAGAGGAUUCUCGUCGUUUGGAGAAUGAACUUCUUGUGAAGAACGAUGAACUCGAUAACAUUAACGAAACAUUGCAAACUGCUACCGAUAACAUUAAAAAGUUGGAGAAUACGGUGAAGGAGCAAAAGAUAGUAGAAGAUAAAUUGCAAAAGGAAUUGAGUAAGCUUACGACGAAAAAUUUAACUAUUCGAACAAAUUUGGAGCAUGCGAACAUGCACAUCGAAGCAAUAGAAAAGAAUAUUGUCGAGAAGGAUAAGAUAUUUAGAACGACGAAGUACGAACUUAACAGAACGAAGGAGGAAAACGCAAAAAAUAAGUCGGACAAGGAUAUAUUGGAGAAGAAAUUUUUGAAACUCCAUUGCGAAAAAGUAAAGCUCGAACAGGAUAUAAAACAAGCAAUUACGAACGUGAAGAACGCCGAUUACGAAAUAACGAUAUUUCGUAAGCAACAAUUGGAGGAUAAGAAAUAUUACGAGACGUUAAUGCGCGAUAAAAAUAUUUUGUCAAAGGCUAAUGAGAAUCUAAAGGAAGAAGUUAAAGCUUUAAAUCACGAAAUAUUGGUACACAAUCUAAGCCGAAAGAAAUUAGAACGAGAGCUUAAUAAUAGUAUAUUCAGGGAGACAGAAUUGAAAAAACAAAUCGAAACGAUCGAAAUGGAGAAAGAUAGAUGUCAUUUUGAAGUGCGGGAACUCGUUGAAAAAAUCGACGAUUACGUCAACGAGAUCAAAUUGAAACAAGUGGAAAUCAUGGAUUAUAAGAAACAACUCCGUCAGUCCGAGUCAAAGUACCGUCAACAACAGAACUUGUUCGAGAUCGUUCGUGCUGAAAAGAAUAGUUGUCAUAAAAGCUUGAUAGAAGCGCAAGAUGAUAUUCAGGAACUUAAAAGCAAACUACAAAUCACGAAUCAACAGAUUGAACAAUUGAAGGAGGACAUUUCUAUGAAGGAGGCAGACUUGAUAAAGAAAGAAUUUGUACUUGGUAGAACCGAAGCAGAGAAGGAAAGCUUAAAAGUCGAUCUGCAAUCUGCACGUAAGGAUAUCUCGAAUUUGAGAGGUGAAAUCGAUCAAAUGAAGGAAGAGGAGAAGCGUCUACGACAGACUAUCCAUGAAGCAGACAGAGACAUAGCUCGUCAUAAGAAAGAUAUCGAUAAUGUCAUGAACGAACGUAAUAUUCUUGGCACGCAAUUGGUUAGACGAAACGACGAGCUCUGUUUGCAAUAUAACAGGCUGAAGAUAUUGAACGGAACGCUUCAACGCGGUAAACAACAAUACAAUGAACGUCUUGAAGACAUCAGAUUGCUCAAGCUUGAGGUGAACAAGCUUAGAACCGAAAAGGUCUUAUUGAUGAAAAGUAUCGAGAAUACGUCUGACAUGCGUCAUGAGAUUUUUCAUUUGAACAGAAAUCUUACUAGGGAAAGAUUAAAGGUCAUGGCUCUCGAGGAAGAAGUACAAACGCCAUUGAAUAUUCAUCGUUGGCGAAAACUCGAAUUCUCCGAUCCAUCAGCUUAUGAAAUGUUGAACAAGAUCCAGUUUCUUCAAAAGAGAGUCAUCAAGAUGUCGGCAUUGAUAAUAGAUAAGGAAAAGAGAGUACAAGACACUGAGAAGUUGUACAUAAAUCUUCGUGAGAUUAUGGCUAGACAACCAGGACCACAGAUGACGAUAGCCUUGAAUAAAACGCGAAAGGCAUUAAGAGAUAGAGGGAAUAAGAUGAAGUGUCUCGUUUCCGAGUUGAAUAUGUACGAAGUUGAAAUAAACGAAUACAAAUUCGAUAUGGAACGUAUGAGCAAAGAAAUGUGCGAAUUGAAGACGAAGUAUUACGCACAAAAAAGGAAGUUACAAAAGGUGAAAGAAAAUAAAUCGAAGUCAUUGACGGAACCGAUAUUACCAGCUCUACCACCAAUGAAACCAAAAAAAUUCUUUGGUGGUGGUUUCAAUAUGACAAUUGCCACGUCAAGAUCAUCUUCUAUUUUAGAUUCUGCAUAAAUGGUAAAUAAAAAAAGGUCAGAGAAAUAUAUAACAAGGUAUUUAAUAUGUAUACAAAGUGGAACGAUAAGUAUGAUUACUUUGAAUACAUUUCUAACGUUGUCAUCUAAAUCCGAAUUCAACGAUAAAAAAAAUCAUUUGUUUAUUAAUUAUUUAUUAAUUCAUGCAAUUUUAUAAAUUGGUGGUUAUCUAAAUUAUUUUUUUGACGAAAUAAAACGGAUUUAGUUCGUAAGAAUUUGUUUAUAAAAAUUGUUUAUAACAAAUUGUUAAUUAAUUAUUAACAAUACAUUGAAAAAAAUAGAGAAAAUUCUGCCCUUUAAAUUGAUAUCUCAUUCAUGUUUGUACGAUUUUUAGUUUCGGAGAUAUUCUCAUAUAAAUGGAUGAUAUUUACGUUGACCCACUAACCUAUAUAAUUUCAUUCAUUGGCUCGGUGACACACUAACCUAUAUAAAUUCUAAGAAUUUACGCGAUCAGCUGGAUAUUACUACUACUAUUACUACUAUCAUUACUACGAUCAGGUGUAUUAUAGAAAUUAUGAAUGGAAAUCUUUCGAAGAUGAUAUCUAUUGAAUGAAAAGUCGUAGAGACUUGAAAGAAACACCGUUUUCAAGGGUAAUUUAUUCUUUAUUUAUUUAAAUAAUGCAAUAAUAUCGAUAUAAUAAAAUCGAUUUUG
Messenger RNA from Vespula pensylvanica (western yellowjacket), 3362 nucleotides. RefSeq names its product cilia- and flagella-associated protein 58-like. Lineage: Eukaryota; Metazoa; Arthropoda; Insecta; Hymenoptera; Vespidae. The coding region runs from base 6 to 2690 and encodes 894 amino acids. Gene Ontology annotation, cellular component: cytoskeleton. The transcript is spliced from 11 exons. The record is from RefSeq and is a predicted model, not a curated record.